UACUACCAUAUUCUAGUACACUAUACUUCUGUAGCGUCAUGUGCCAGUGAUUUCCCAGUAUCGCAAAGUGUAUAUUUCCCCUUUCCUGCUUCGAUAUGGGUGCGUUAUCUAAUUUUAAACGGGUGCAACAGUGGGCAACGUUUACACGCCGCUGGCUCCUUUACGACGCGCGAUGGCAGAACCCAUUCCAGUCCGCCGAGAUGAUCUCCGACGUGUUGCAGGGCAAACACAAGCCGAUAUUUUCUCCCACAAGCGACUGCGGGGACCACGUUGUGGUGACGAACUGCAGCGAAAUCGCCAUGCCUUGGUACGAGUGGAAGUACCGCAUGUAUUUCCACGACACACGGUUUGCUGGCGGGCGCUCCUGGACACCGGCAUGGCAAGUGCAGGACAAGGACGCGACAAAGGUUCUUUGGAAGGCUGUGUACAGGGCACUGCCAGGCGACCUGAACAGGCGAACCCGGAUGGCCAGGUUGCACCUGUUCCCAGACGACAAGGUGCCUCGCGAAAUUAUGGACAACAUCUCGGGUCAACUGAGGCAGCUCCGGCGUGCACCUAAGAAGCUCGUCGAGUACUCGGAAGAGGAGCAAGCGAAGUUCCCAAAAGUAUUUGAGUACCCAGAUGACUACAUUAUUCAGUAGCCUAGCCGUCGUAACUGUUCACGCAUCGCUGUAACGGAACUGUUGUGCAAAUUAAAUUGUUCAUCUCGAGCACAUUUUACCGAUUGCAGGCAAUACGUGAAAUAAAGCAGUAUUGUUCACUUCCUUCUGUUGUGGGCUAACCUGGUGCAAAUAGUACUCUCUCCCGCAUGCGAAAUAAACCACCGUGCUCGA
Rhipicephalus microplus (southern cattle tick) is the source of this 833-nucleotide messenger RNA. RefSeq names its product large ribosomal subunit protein uL13m. Gene Ontology annotation, molecular function: mRNA binding; structural constituent of ribosome. Lineage: Eukaryota; Metazoa; Arthropoda; Arachnida; Ixodida; Ixodidae. The record is from RefSeq and is a predicted model, not a curated record. Gene Ontology annotation, biological process: negative regulation of translation; translation. Gene Ontology annotation, cellular component: ribosome; mitochondrial large ribosomal subunit.